Messenger RNA from Esox lucius (northern pike), 2790 nucleotides. RefSeq names its product sarcalumenin (gene srlb). Lineage: Eukaryota; Metazoa; Chordata; Actinopteri; Esociformes; Esocidae. Bases 17 to 1480 code for a protein of 487 amino acids. Gene Ontology annotation, molecular function: GTP binding. The transcript is spliced from 7 exons. The record is from RefSeq and is a predicted model, not a curated record.
UCUCCUGGCAGCCAUCAUGAAGGGCAUAGUCUCAUUCUGCUGCUUCGUCAGCCUGCUGGUACUGACCUCAGCAGAGGAGGAAGAAGACGUCAUCGCCUCGACCAACAUCCUGAGAGACAGAUCGCACAUCGACAAGACCCUGAGGCUGGCCUUUGACGACAACGCAGCAGAAAGCUAUAAUGCUGCUCUUCAGAAGUUGCGUAAGAUCUACCACUCAGCCAUCAAGCCCAUGGAACAGGCCUACAAGUACAAUGAACUCAGAGCGCAUGAGAUCUCAGCCUACCCCGGACGAACACUGGGUGAUGGGAACACAGAUGGGGAGAUCACCUCCAAGCCUAUGGUGCUGUUCCUUGGGCCCUGGAGUGUAGGCAAGUCAUCCAUGAUCAACUACCUGCUUGGCCUAAAGGACAGCCCCUACCAGCUGUACACAGGUGCUGAGCCCACUACCUCCGAAUUCACUGUGAUCAUGCACGGUGAGAAGACCCGUUCCAUAGAGGGUAUCGUCAUGGCUGCGGACAGCUCGCGCUCCUUCUCACCCUUGGAGAAGUUUGGCCAAAGCUUCCUGGAGAAGCUGCUUGGCAUCGAGAUGCCCCACAAGCUGCUGGAACGGGUCACCUUUGUGGACACGCCUGGAAUCAUUGAGAACCGCAAGCAGCAAGAGAGAGGCUAUCCUUUCAACGAUGUGUGCCAGUGGUUCAUCGACCGCGCUGACCUCAUCUUUGUGACCUUUGACCCCACCAAACUGGAUGUAGGUCUGGAGCUGGAGAUGCUCUUCCGACAGCUGAAGGGCCGUGAGUCCCAGAUCCGCAUUAUCCUCAACAAAGCAGACAACCUGGCAACGCAGGACCUGAUGCGUGUCUAUGGCGCACUCUUCUGGUCACUUGCACCCCUAAUCAAUGUCACUGAGCCCCCAAGGGUCUAUGUCAGCUCCUUCUGGCCCUACGAAUAUGCACCUGACACUAGUCGUGACCUCUUCAAGCGCGAGGAGAUCUCCCUCUUAGAAGACCUCAACCAGGUGAUUGAGAACCGCCUGGAGAACAAGAUCGCCUUCAUUCGCCAACAUGCUAUCCGGGUUCGCAUCCACGCCCUUUUGGUGGACCGUUAUGUCCAGACCUUCAAGGAUAAGAUGAGCUACUUUAGCGACCCUGAUCUGGUGUUCAAGGAGAUUGUGGAUGACCCGGACAAGUUCUUCAUCUUUAAGUCCAUCCUGGCCAAGACAAAUGUGAGCAAGUUUGACCUGCCGAACCGGGAAGCCUACCAGGACUUCUUCGGAGUGAACCCGAUCAACACUUUCAAGUCUCUGUCUGCCCAGUGCUCCUAUACUGGAGGCUGUCUAUUGGACAAGAUCGAGAAGGCCAUCACCAGCGAACUCCCGGGUCUCCUGGGCAGCAUCAACCCCAGCAAACCUCCUCCCGGUCUGUCCUCCUGCGAGACCACCGGAUGCGGAGAAAAGCCUAAGAAUCGCUAUCGUAAAAACUGAUAGAAUACAAGAGAGAGAAAGGGAAGAGAAGGAGGUAGAAGGAGGUGUGUAGAAAUGUUAGGUGAAAAAGAGAAAGGGGAACAGCUACUUUUUUUGCAAAACCCCAUGCUUGUCAGAAGCCUGUAUUGUCAUUGUUUGAGGAGACAGGAGAACGGCGGGGUUUCUUUUAGAUGAUUUUGUUUCUCAGGAGAAAAAGAGGUGAUGGUGUGUUAAGGGUUUGGGGAGAAGAGAAGAUGGAGGGAGCGUUUGUGAGUAUGAUUUGGCAGCUGAGGAGAAAUUGAUGCUAGGAGCGAUGAGAAGAUUACAGAAGAAAUAAGCCACAAAUAAACAAAUCUACCUCCUCUCUCCUUUGCACAACCACAAUGAACUGUCUUUGAUUUUGGGAGGGGAGGGGGGCGAACAUAUUUGUGGAGAAAAAAAUAAACAAAAAGGGAAAGAAAAUGGUAUAAAAAUUAUACUGACACAGUCAACCACCAGCUCCUUUGUAUGUGAAUAAAAUGGGAAAUUGGAAACAGGAGUUGCCAAUUUGUUUUUAUAAAAUCUUAAUUCAAAAAUGCAUUUCAGCAGGUCACAAUUCUCUGCAACUUUCUUUUUCUUUCUUUUGAAGUAUUAGUUUGGGUUCAGUCUUUUCAAAAGACGUUUGAGCUUGAUCUUUUUCCUCUCCUGUGAAGGCAUUAUAAGCUCAGUCUAUUGGUCUAAUAAUAUUGUUACGAUUUUAACACUGCAUGAUAUCGGAUGGAGUUUAAUAACAGAUAAUAUUAUAGGUGCAUGUAUUUACCUUCCUCAUUUCUAACUAUAAUGUUACCCUAACCCUCUGACAAACCUUAUGGCGCAGACCCAACAAAACCUAUGGUGCAGUAAGAUGGCUACUCGGUCAGACAACUUUGUUUUAUUUGCUUAUUCUCAUUCUCUGUUUUUGACAGCCUGUGGUAUAAGCACUCUCUUGAAAGCAGAAGUCAGGCUUCAGGAGUCACCUUUAUAUCCUAUUGGUGAGGGGUGCGGGGUUUGGGGCGUACGCUCUGCUUCAUUUCUACUUUCCUAUUGUUGUUUGAGUCUAUUUUGCCAGCCUGGUCACCAAGAACCCUCCUGGCGUAAUGCAAGACAAAGUAUAUACAGGAGUUUGUUAGAUCUUGCUACACAUUUUAUAAUGUCUGAUAGGAAUCCAACAUUGUUUUUCAAAGUGUUCUUUUUCCUUUAAAUAUAAGAUUGCCAGCUAUUUUUAUCAGAAUGACCAACAGGAUAUCAAAGUGAAUCAUGAAUAAUAAACAACGUUUCCAUGGUGUGACAGUAAAUAAAUCCAGUUCUGUGUG